AUGAACAAGUCAAAGGAAAUAUUCUAUGAUAAGGAGAAGAAAUUCUUCCUUUAUUUGAUGGUAUACGUGAGCAGGUUUUUUAUGAACGAUGAGGAAAUAGUAAUAUUCGAUCUGUUUGUCAAUAAUGAAUGUCUAUAUUUAGAAAAAGAUUUAAUUAAUAAUAUUAAUAUGAACGAGCAGAAAAUAAGAAGCAUUUUAACUAAAUUUUUAAAGGACAAAUUUAUUAUCCAAGUACAAAAAAAUAAAAAUAAUGAAAAGGGAAGCUCCUAUCAGACUUAUUAUUGUCUGAACAAUUAUAUUGUAUAUGUUAUUGACUACAGAAUAAAGCAAAUGGAAAGUGAGCUCCAAAAAAAAAAAAGCGAGAGCGAUAUAUACAUUUGUAAUUUUUGUAAUGCUACAUAUUCACAACUGGAUGCUCAGACACUUCCCCUGGAUGCAUACGACGCGCACUUCCUAUGCUUCUGCAAUAACAAAAUAGAUUUAAUAGAAAAGGACGACAGCAGCAACGAGCACAUGUAUAAUAAAUACACGAAAUACUUAAACAUCUUAAAGGAGCAUAUAGAAAAGCUAAAGAACUAUUCCAUACCGUUGUAUACAGAAAAAUUUAGUAGAAAGAAUUUGAAUUCAUCCAACUCGUUUGUAACAGAUAAUUCUUCAGACGAGUCGGCUACAAACAAUUCUUCGGAGCUGUCCUUGACCAAUAACUCUUCCUUGAUUUCUCAAAAUCAAGCAAAACAAAUUGUCGAAAAUGGUAAGAGCAAAAAAGAAGAAACGUACACAGACACAUGCAGCAGUGUCAUAAAAACAGACAAAAAAAUAAAAAUUUGCAUGAAUGUGCAAGGUAAAAAUAACAUAAAAAAAUUGCCAAAUGCGGAUUUUACAAAAAUGGUAAUUACUCCAAAGAAUGAUGAAAAAGAAGAAAAUGCAAUUGAUAAGAAUAAAGAGAUAAGUAAAAAUAAAAAUGAUAAUAUUGUUGAGGAAUCUAAAUGUGAAAAAAAUAAAGAUGAUAAACAACAAACGGAUGAACCGGAGUUACCCCUUUUUUUUAUACAAAAAUUUAAUAAAAAAUUUACCCUAAUCAACGCCCAAAAACUACAACAAGACAUGACGCAAGAAGAAUUUGAAGAAUUUAUGGAUUUGCAAGACGAAUACUUAGAUAAAAUAUGA
Messenger RNA from Plasmodium malariae, 1167 nucleotides. RefSeq names its product transcription initiation factor IIE subunit alpha, putative. Lineage: Eukaryota; Apicomplexa; Aconoidasida; Haemosporida; Plasmodiidae. The coding region runs from base 1 to 1167 and encodes 388 amino acids. The record is from RefSeq and is a predicted model, not a curated record. Gene Ontology annotation, cellular component: transcription factor TFIIE complex. The transcript has 4 exons. Gene Ontology annotation, biological process: transcription open complex formation at RNA polymerase II promoter; transcription initiation at RNA polymerase II promoter.